AUGCAAACUCUGCUCGGACUGUUUCUAAUUUUCUUUUGCUUUAUGUUUGUCUCAUUAUUAGGUGGGGAUGUGUGUGUUUCGGGUCAUGACAGUGGGCCAGUGUUUGAAGAGCAGCCAUCCAGUCUGAUUUUUCCAGAAGGGCUGCCUGAGGGCAAAGUGACACUGAAUUGCCAGGCGAGAGCCAGUCCUACAGCAUCCUACAUGUGGCGUGUUAAUGGGACAGAUGUGGUAAUAGGAGAAGACUCUCACUACACUUUGGUGGCAGGGAAUCUGGUGAUCAAUAACCCCCAACAUAGCCAUGAUGCUGGUUCAUACCAAUGCCUUGCCAUCAACCGCUGUGGCACUAUCAUUAGCCGAGCAGCUAACCUCAAAUUUGGCUAUCUCCAUGAUUUCCCCUCAGAAAGAAGGAGUCCUCAAACUGUUUAUGAGGGAGUUGGGACUUAUUUGGCUUGCCAGCCUCCAGCUCACUACCCAGCUCUCUCCUACCGUUGGAUCCUGAAUGACUUCCCUAGCUUCGUCCAGCCAGAUGGGGGAAGGUGGUUUGUGUCCCAGGUGACAGGCAACUUGUAUCUGGCUAAUGCCAAAGCCAAUGACACAGGCAACUACUUCUGCCUCACCACCAUUAACAUGGACAUCACCACUAAGAGCACAUUCAGCAAAGCCAUUCAGCUCACAGUGCAGCCUGAUGCUAACCCCAAGAAGUCAGCCCCCAAUAUCCGUGUGCGUUUUCCCUCUGAGACGUAUACUUUGGCUGGUCACACCACACAACUAGAGUGCUUUGCCUACGGCAAUCCUACACCUAAGUUGCGCUGGAAGAAAACGGAUGGAGUUUUACCCUCCAAGGUUGGAGUGAGUGCAGAUAGCCCCAUCCUGAACAUUCCUGACUUAAGCUUUGAUGAUGAGGGCAUGUAUGAAUGUGAGGCUUACAGUCCAGAGGGACGGGAUACGCACCAGGGUCGCAUUUCAGUCCAAGCCCAACCAGAGUGGCUCCAGGUGAUGAGCGAUUCUGAGGUGGAAAUCAGCUCAGAGCUAAACUGGAGUUGUGUGGCUGCAGGAAAACCAAGACCACUAAUACGCUGGCUUCGCAACGGACUACCUCUUAGCACCCAGGAUCGUGUGGAGGUGAACAGUGGUCACCUAAAAAUUAGCAACUUGGCACUGGAGGAUUCUGGAAUGUACCAAUGUGUAGCUGAGAACAAACAUGGCACCAUCUACUUUAAUGCAGAACUCCGAGUUCAAGUCCAGGCUCCAGACUUUAGGUUGAACCCAGUGAGAAAGCUGGUCCCUGCUGCUCGUGGUGGCCAGGUUAAGAUGGAGUGUAAACCACGUGCAGCUCCUAAACCCACACUCUUCUGGAGUCGUGGCACCGAGCUCCUCACCAACAGCAGCAGGGUUACAGUCACGCCAGAUGGGGUUCUGUGGAUCUAUAAUAUCAGCCGUGCAGAUGAAGGAAAGUACACUUGUUUUGCUGAAAAUUACUUGGGCAAAGCCAACAGCACUGGCCAUCUGUCAGUCAGAGAUGCAACCAAAAUUACACUGGCACCUUCAAAUGCUGACAUCAACCAGGGGGAUAAUGUCACCCUACAGUGUCAUGCAUCACAUGAUCCAACCAUGGACCUCACGUUCACAUGGUCCCUAAACGGGGCUCUGCUAGACCUGGAGCAACCAAAUGGACACUACCAUCGUAUGGAUGGGAAAGAAACCAUCGGUGACCUGGUCAUCAUGAACACCCAGUUGAGCCAAGCAGGCAUGUACACAUGUUCAGCGCAGACGGUUGUAGACAGUGCAUUGGCAUCUGCCAGGCUGGUCGUUAGGGGUCCUCCAGGACCCCCUGGAGGUUUGGUGGUUAAGAAUGUGAACGAAACAUCAUUAGAGCUAAGGUGGAGUCGGGGCUAUGACAACCACAGCCCCAUUGGGAAAUAUGUCAUCAUGGGCCGCUCUGUGCACUCACAUGACUGGAGGAGAAUGAGGACAGAACCUGCUAAUAUUGAGGGCAAUGCUGAAUCUGCACGUGUGAUUGACUUACGGCCCUGGAUGGACUACCAGUUCCAGGUCAUUGCCAGCAACAUUCUGGGUAGUGGGGAACCCAGCAUGCCUUCACAAACCAUUCGCACCAAACAAGCAGCACCAACAGUUGCACCUAGUGGUCUGGGUGGAGGAGGAGGAGACCGCAAUGAGCUCAUCAUCACAUGGACACCCAUGGCCAGGGAAUAUCAGAAUGGUGAUGGCUUUGGAUACAUCUUGGCAUUUAAGAAGUUUGAGGAACCAACAUGGAUGAUGGUGCACGUUCCUAAUGUGGAGUCUUCACGUUAUGUCUAUAGUAACCAGAGUCUCACACCUUACUGCCCCUUUGAAGUUAAAAUCAAAGCAUACAACACUAAAGGCAAAGGACCUUUCAGUCAGAUAGCCAUGGUACACUCAGCUGAAGAGGAGCCAACAUUGUCACCCCGCAAGAUCAAUGCAUCAGCAUUAACAGCCUUUGAGAUCCAAGUCUCUUGGGAACCCAUCCAGCAUUUAAGCAGCAAUGGAGUACUGCGUGGCUAUGAGAUCCGGUACUGGCGGCAACAUGAAAGGGAAGCUGCAGCAGACCGUGUGCGAACAGCUGGCCUGGAGAAUACUGCACGGGUGACUGGAUUAAGACCGAAUACAUUUUAUCAUGUCACUGUUCUGGCUUAUAACAAUGCUGGCACAGGGCCACCCUCUCCACGCACCACUGUCAUCACCAAGAAACCCCCCCCUAACCGUCCACCAGGGAAUGUUUCGUGGAAGACAGAGGGUUCAUGGGUAACUGUGAGGUGGGAUCAUGUUAAAUCUAUGGACAAUGAGUCUACAGUGCAGGGCUACAAAGUCCUAUACAAGCAUGAGGGACAGUCAGCUCUAAAGGUCUUAAACAAAGGCAAGACAUCAGUCAAUCUUCCACUACCCAAAGAUAAUGGCUAUAUGGUCCUGGAAAUCCGAUCUUGGGGAGAGGGAGGUGAUGGGGCAGCUCAUGAAAUCAUAGUGUCUCGAGAUUCCGGAACUGGGAUGAUGGUUCAGAAAAACAGUGUGGGAAUCCUCAGAUCCUUCAGCACAUUAUUUUGGCUUUGGCAUGCUAUGAUUCUUGUUGUGACUGGAUUAUUGAUGCUGUGA
This is a messenger RNA of Neoarius graeffei (lesser salmon catfish), 3129 nucleotides long. RefSeq names its product contactin 2 (gene cntn2). The coding region runs from base 1 to 3129 and encodes 1042 amino acids. Gene Ontology annotation, molecular function: cell-cell adhesion mediator activity. Gene Ontology annotation, biological process: brain development; cell-cell adhesion. The transcript is spliced from 22 exons. NCBI's taxonomy places the organism in Eukaryota, Metazoa, Chordata, Actinopteri, Siluriformes, Ariidae. The record is from RefSeq and is a predicted model, not a curated record.